Messenger RNA from Saccharomycopsis crataegensis, 678 nucleotides. Its product is annotated as glutathione S-transferase family protein. The transcript has a single exon. The coding region runs from base 1 to 678 and encodes 225 amino acids. The record is from RefSeq and is a predicted model, not a curated record. NCBI's taxonomy places the organism in Eukaryota, Fungi, Ascomycota, Saccharomycetes, Ascoideales, Saccharomycopsidaceae.
AUGACGAGCCAACCUACCUCCAUCAAGCUCUACACUUUCAAAUCCCCAAACGGCCAAAAAAUCUCGAUUCUUUUCCGACUUCUCGGGAUCGAUUUUGAAAUCGUCAAGGUUGAUUUGACCAAAGGUGAGCAGAAAACCCCGGAAUUCAAAAAAUUGAACCCUUCAGAGACCAUUCCUGUGGUUGAAUUCGUCGAUAGCAAUGGAGUCAAACAAAUCUUUGGAGAAUCCGCGGUCAUCAUGAAGUAUUUUCUCGAUCACUACGAUACCAAUUACCAAUACCAUUAUCCGAACUCCGACCCGUUGUUCUACGAACAGUAUCACUGGGAAAUCUUCCAGGCCGCCACCCUUGGUCCUAGUUUAGUGACCAACUUCAUUGCCAAGUUGACCAAUGUCACCGGAGUGGGGAGAAAGGAGUUCCUUAAACGAGUCAACAAGUAUUAUGACAUCUUGGAUCAACAAAUUGCAAAGAACGGGACCGGAUACAUCAUCGGAGAUAAGCUAAGCGCCGUCGACGUCGCUUUCUAUUCUUGGGCCACCAUGUAUCCCCAAACCGCUGAGAAUGAUUGGGAUAGUGUUCCAAAUAUCAAGAAAUGGGUUGAUCUUUUAAGUGAACACCCUGCGAUUCAAAAAGGCACUGCCGACGUUAAUGAUGCCUUUCCAGACUUUUCGUUUUCUUAG